UUACAACAAGGAGAAGAAGAAGCAAUGGCUCUGAGAGCAGGGUGUAGUAGUAUUGGAAGAAGGCAAAGAUGUUCAUCUCUGUUAUCGGUUCCUCGAUAUCUACAGCUCCAGCCUCAUCUUCCUCACUCUGCUCCUCAGAGGUUGACAUCAUUUCCAAUUCAUCAACCUGGGUCUAGAUUUGGAAUGAGAGCUAUAAGUGAAGCGGCUGUGAAUCCCGUAACUCCCAAGAAAGGAGAUGAACGAGAAUCAGCACCUGAGAAUUGGAAGAUUAAGAUGCUGUAUGAUGGGGAUUGUCCACUAUGUAUGAGAGAGGUGAAUAUGCUGAGAGAGAGAAACAAGAGUUAUGGUACUAUCAAGUUUGUUGACAUAAGCUCAGAGGAUUACUCUCCGGGGGAUAAUAUGGGGCUAGACUACAAAACCGUUAUGGGAAACAUUCAUGCCAUCCUCUCUGAUGGAACCGUAGUUACUGAUGUCGAAGCAUUCAGAAAGUUAUACGAGCAAGUUGGGCUCGGAUGGGUCUAUGCAAUAACCAAAUAUGAACCGAUUGGAACCAUAGCAGGUGCUGUUUAUGGUGUUUGGGCUAAAUAUCGUCUCCAAAUUACAGGCCGACCACCUUUAGAAGAGGUUUUGGAAUUGCGGAAGAAGAACAAGGGAGAAGUAUGUAAUGACAGAACUGAUUGUAAACUACCAGAAUAACUGAGUAAAGUAGGACGUUGGAAGUUCAGCUUUUGGUUGCUUCCAUUUGCGAUCUACUAAGGUGAGUGUAUAAGAUCUACAUCAAAUGCUGGGACUUUCAUCAAGUGCGGGGUUAUAGAUCAAACUGGGGAGUUGCUCUCUGCUGAGAAACAACGUGUAAGAAUGCAUGCUAUUCCUUGCUGAUCUCCAUAUUCGGAUGACAGGAAUAUAGUGUAUAAUUGUCAAACUCAUGGAUUCUUUUCCAGAAUUAUACUAUAUGUCAAGUUGUAAACAGUUAAACAGAUUGCUGAACUUAAAAACUCCCUAUCUAUAAACAUUAUGUCGCAAAUACAAAGCAUUAGAGGGUGAAUAUGAGGAGUAUGUAAUGAAAAUUCUACGAUUACUUUGAUCAUAGUAAUUUGCA
Messenger RNA from Rosa chinensis, 1099 nucleotides. RefSeq lists its product as uncharacterized. NCBI's taxonomy places the organism in Eukaryota, Viridiplantae, Streptophyta, Magnoliopsida, Rosales, Rosaceae. Bases 25 to 696 code for a protein of 223 amino acids. The record is from RefSeq and is a predicted model, not a curated record. Gene Ontology annotation, molecular function: protein-disulfide reductase activity. The transcript is spliced from 8 exons.